AGGGCACCGCCGUCCCCGACGGCUACGCGCAGCGACUCGAGGAGGCUCGCGCCGUGUACCUUCACCAGCUGAUCCGGGAUCACGGGGACGGCACGAUCCGGACGCUGAGGCCGCUGCCCGAGGGCGCCCGCGUCCGCCUGGAGUUGCUCGGUCCUGUGCCGCUCGCCGAGGCCGGCGCCGUCGCCGCGGGCGGCGAGGUCGCGGGGGCCGCCGCCACCGAGCCGCUCACGCGUUCGGCGGCAGCGGUUGCCGGCGUGAGCGGGCCCUGUGCGCCCGCGGGCUGCGCUGCAGUGGCGCUGCGCGCGCGCGAUGCGCCUGGCUCGCCCGCAGCGGACGGCGUCGGCUGCGCCAGUGGCGGCGCCGGCCGCGGGGAGCCGCUGGCAGCCCUGCUGCGAAGAUUUCAGCCGCCAGCGCCGCCUGAGGCCGAGGACAUACCCCACGCCGCCGCAGCUGGCGGCUCUGCGGAGCACGCGUGCCAGGCCGCCGUGCCCGCGCGUGGCGUACCCCACGGUGCAGGGCACGAGGGGCGCAGCGCGCAGGCACGCCCGCGGGGCGCGGGCGCCGCGUGGGCCACCGAGGCGGCGGCGGCGACGCCGGCCGCCUCGAAGCAGUUCCG
Molecule: messenger RNA, 616 nt
Organism: Prorocentrum cordatum
Lineage: Eukaryota; Dinophyceae; Prorocentrales; Prorocentraceae
Source: the annotation of a GenBank genome assembly